UAUGAAAAAAGUGAUAGCAAAGAGUUUUAUGAGACUUUACAAAGCCAAGAACCAAAUAAUUUAACUGAAUUAGAAAUAGAAACCCACUUCAUCUAUCUCAACAAAACUAGUUAUAAUGGCCUUAACUAUAUCAAUG
This is a messenger RNA of Racocetra fulgida, 136 nucleotides long. Lineage: Eukaryota; Fungi; Glomeromycota; Glomeromycetes; Diversisporales; Gigasporaceae. The record is from the annotation of a GenBank genome assembly.